Messenger RNA from Klebsormidium nitens, 1035 nucleotides. NCBI's taxonomy places the organism in Eukaryota, Viridiplantae, Streptophyta, Klebsormidiophyceae, Klebsormidiales, Klebsormidiaceae. The record is from the annotation of a GenBank genome assembly.
AUGGGUCUCUGCGACUGGUUCGCCGCAAGGUUGGGGCCUGGCGCAGACAGCAUCUCUCCUGACCAGCUACAAAAGCCUGACUCCAAACAUGUAAAAGCAACCUCUUUCGAAGUUGAAGCGAUAAUGACGGAGCAGCAGGCUGUGGCGGAAGUGCCUGAGCCUUCCAUUGUCAUUCCGUGGGUGCUAAACGAAAUCGUCACCUCUAGCAAUCAGUCUGAGUACUACAUAGCAGAGGGCCACUUUGAGCUUCAAGCUGGGAGGCUGCUCAAUUGCUGGAGAGAGUAUGGAAACCAGUUCCCUAAGGAACUUGCCGCACAAGUGUGCUUGUUCAUGCAAAAGGCAGAGGAGGGCCAGCAACUGACUGAAAGUAUCCGCUGGCUUGCGGGGUUCCUGCUCCAUAUAUUCACAAGCAAGAGGGCGGCAAUUCACAUCAAGAUCAACUCUCAGGAACUGUGGCCGUUUUUCAUGACCUGCUUGGGCCAGCAUCUGCAGUCGGUUUGCAAAGAGUCGCCGGCGGAGGCGAUUGUGGUGCAAGCGAUCGAGGCGUAUGGGCGCACUUCUGAGCGCCAUGGGUCUCUCCGACUGGUACACCGCAAGAAGACAGAACAGGGCCAGCACAUUAUCGAUAGAACUCGCUCGGUUGCGGCGUUUCUGAUUCCGUUGUUUACAAGCAAAAGGGCUGCGAUUCACAUCAAGAACGGCUCACAGGAACUGUGGCCUUCCGUUCUGCUCUGCUUGGGCCAGCACCUUCAGUGGGCUUGCAAAGAGUCGCCGGCGGAAGCAAUUCUGAUGCAAGCGAGGGUCCGGCAACUGCUGAACAGGGUUGAGUCGCUGGCGUUCAACCGUGCGUAUAUGAAGGGCCUCGGUCAUGACAACGAGAGAAGCUGGACUGGCCACGGGAAAAAUGUGAGGAACUUGCUGCGCGGCAUCGAAAAGCUGCUUCGCGAUUCCGCGGGGCUGGAAGUGGAAGCCAAACGGGAGGCGGCAAAGGCCUCGGCAAAACGAGCUCCUUGGGAGAAGGGAGGAGGUGCAUAA